ACGAAAGAAAAAAAAAAAAGAGAAAAAAAAGAAAAAAUAAAAAAAAAAAAGGAAAACAAGAAAAAGAAACAAAAGGAAAAUUAUUCGAGUAAGAUAUAUCGUUGAUAAUUUUUUCGAAAAAGACCUUCGAAAAGAUAGUAGAUCCUUUCUUUCGAAGAAAUAAAAAAAGGAUAAAUAUCGAAUAAAGAAAGAGAUAGAUCGAUAGAUAGUUAGAUAGUUAGAGAAAAAAGAUAAGUGUUCCUUUUUUGGUGUACUAACGAAUACGACGGACGAGAGUGUUCGAGAGAUAGAUUUAACUGUAGUACAUCAACGAGAAAAAGACGAAAAGAUAAAAGAUACGAAAGACACCGGAGACGAAAUACGACGAGACGAGAGAAGAUAGAAGAGAGACGAAACGAGAGUCGAGAGACGAGACGAGACGAGACGACGCUCUAUUUUUGGGGGCCCGACAAACAUACCGAUUUAACGUGAAUGCAUCGAGAAAGAAAGAAAGAAAGAGAAAGAGAAAGAAGAAUCGUUCGAGUGAAUCAUUGAAGAAUGAGGUCGAGGGAUUCUAUCGUUUACACUCCAGUUUCAAUUGGUCCAGACACCGACGACGAAGAAACAUUGGUUAAUGCGGAAGUCUAUAGCAAUGAUCUGGCGCAGAUUCGUGCAUUGGUCGAAUCGACGGGAAUGCUCGGUGGUUCGACUUGCCCUUCCUGCGAGAUGCCCUUCGACAAAGGGAAAAAACGACGGUUGAUCGAUUCCUGCGGCCACGAGAGAUGUUACUCUUGCCUUUUCCGUAGCGAGGCUUGUCCACUCUGUAUGAGGGCAGAACAUCAACGAACCGAUCUCAAUGGCGACGAUGAGGAAGACGAGGAAGGUUUGAUCGAUGGUAGAACCUUCGGUGAGGAGUUCGUCUUAGGUUCAAACAUCGAACCUAUGUCAACCCUUUUACCUAUCGAUGGUGCUUGGAUCGAUGACUCAUCGACGAUUAACUCACUUUGCGGGAGUCCAAGGCCACGGAGUAAACUCACGACUCGGGCCAAUCUAACGUCUAGAACAAUCCACCAACGUGAAAACAUGGCUGACAAUGUUCAAAUCGGAGAGCACGCUAAAGGUUCAAAAAGUAAAGUGAACUCACCGUUGAACUCUCAUACUCGACAGAAACCUCAAAUGAUGACUCAGAGUUGCCCUACGCCGCCCAAUCAACGAAGAAGAUUCUUUUUAAAUCCAAAAGUAUUGAGAAGUUCCUUUGGACCGCAACGAUCGUCGAGGCGCGGAAACUCCUCCCCUGAACCACCCACGGCUGAUAAUCCUUCCGCAUUAUCAGCAUGGAUGGCAUCAUCUUGGGAAGGAAAAUCAAGAUGGCCAGGUCUGGUUCUGGGAAAAAUCAAAUCUUUAUGGAGCAACAGUCAAGGAACGGCAAACGAUGGACUUAAUCAGCUAAUUGAUUCUUCCAAUAAACUCGCAGACGACGAAGGUGGUUGCGUGAAACCGUUGUCAUCGAAAACACGAAAAUCGUCGCAAUCGGAUCUUUAUAUGAGAUUGGGAUUAUUACUCGGUGGUAACCACGGACGAGAAAAUUCACCGGUUGAUACUACAAACUAUUUUACGGGUGCGUCCAAUCGUGUUCCCGUUAACACUGGUAUUCAAAGGGCACCGAUGCAAGGUCACGAUAGUUCGGCAGCAUCCUUCAGCAGUUUGACGAGCUUUGAGACGCAAACAUUAGCAUCGACCAAUACCAGUCCGGUAUCAACGUUAACAGGUACAUCGAGUGAAACCGAAGCGGCGGCUGCUCUACGUUCUACUAAUAAACCGAAGGGCAAGAUAAAAGGAAAAAUAAAGUCGAGAGAUUGCGACAGUGCCGGUAGUUUGGUAUCAAUCUCAACCUCGGCAUCAGCUUCUACGUCGAUGUCAAUGUCGAUGUCAGUUUCCGUUUCCGGUCUUUCGAACGGUAGUUCGAGCCCGUUAACACCAAGAAGACAUUCCGUUAAUGCCUCGCAAUCUAACCAACCCAAUGAUGAAGUAAAUCAAUUUAAGAACCGACGUACAUGCGUCAGAAGAUCGGCCAGGGCUGGUAACGUCAAGGGAAGCAUCGACCCCAAACUACGCUUCGUUCAGCAUCACGCCACGUCACAACUUACACUGAAGCCAUUAUUCUUUGAAGUUCCUCUUCUCGAAACUGAGCCAUUAUUCACAGGACGUAUUUGGCUAUUACACGAAAUAUUAUCAGUGAUAAACAGUUCGAGUCCUGGUAUAUUAAUAUCCGGAUCACCUGGUACAGGUAAAACGGCAUUGGUAUUGCAGUUGGUGGAACAUAGUUGUUUUGGUAGGCGACGUGUGCAACCGGUUCCGCCGGAAAUAACCGAGGAGAUCGAGAAUGAUAGAGAAAAAUCAAAUGCCUCGAGCACUCUUCAAUCGAAUGUUAGGCGCACCAAUGAAAAGGUUCGAGAAUUGGCGUCGCACGUAGUGGCCUAUCAUUUUUGUCAGGCCGAUAACAAUAGCACCUGUCUUGUGCCAGAUUUGAUUCAUUCGUUGGCCGCACAAUUAUGUCAGGCACCACAAUUGAUCGCUUACAGGGAAUAUUUAUUGUCCGAACAACAUCUACAGGGCUCACUAUCGCAAAGAGAGUGCACCGUAGAUCCGGAUCUUGCACUUUCAAGAGGCAUCAUCGAGCCACUCUUAACGUUAAGAAAAGCUAAUAGAUUGCCUGAAUCUACGAUGGUAAUUCUCAUCGAUGCCGUUUGCGAAGCUGAAUAUCACAGACCUGACAGAGGUGACACAAUAGCGUCCUUCUUAACGAGGCACGCGCCUAACUUUCCAAGCUGGCUCAAGGUCAUUUGUACGGUUAGAACGCAAUUAUUGGAAUGCGGUAAACAACUACCGUACACUAGGAUAUCGUUGGACAAAACUUCAAACGAUGUUGCUAGUAACAAUGUCACCAAGGACUUGUCCGAUUACAUUGGUUAUAGGCUCGCACAAAGUCCCGCGAUACAGACCAACGUGACCGCAUCCGUUAAUGGAAAAACGGAAUCAUCAUGUGGUGCCAAUCAAACUAGAUUCGCCUCGCAUUUAUUAACAUUGGCCAGAGGAAGUUUUCUAUUUGCAAAAUUGACCCUGGAUCUAAUCGAGAGUGGACAUCUAGUUGCUAAAUCAGCGAGUUACAAAGUUCUACCAGUUUCCCUCGCACAAAUCUUCCAGUUACAUUUCAACCUAAGAUUUCCUACAGCGACCUCCUUCGAUAAGGUCCAACCUCUCUUGGGUGUAUGUCUGGCAGCUUUGUAUCCCCUGACAUUAUUAGAAAUUUAUUAUUCGAUAAAUUCAUUGACUACAAAUCACUUCGUUUCGUGGGAAGACUUCAUGCAGAGAUUUAAGAUGCUCUCUGGGUUUCUCGUGAAACGACUAGACGACACAUAUAUGUUCUUUCACCCGUCAUUCAGGGAAUGGUUAAUGAGAAGGGACGAAGGUGAAUCUACUAAGUUUCUCUGCGAUUUGAGACUCGGGCAUGCAGCUAUUGCGUUUAGAUUGUCACGUCUACAGGCACCAUUGGACGGUGAAAAAGCAUUGGAGCUUGGUCAUCAUGUAUUGAAAGCACACGUUUAUAGGGGUGUCGCCCCUUGUUGGCCAUCACGUGAUUUACAAGCAAUUUGGCUGGCUUCAUCGACGGAAUGCGUUUCCUCGGCAUUGUGCACAUUACGUAAUAUUUAUAGUCCGAAUGUAAAAGUAUCAAGAUUGCUUCUGCUGGCGGGAGCAUCACCAAAUCACGUAACCGAAUAUUUAGGGAACGCACCGGUUCUUUGUAUGUAUGCACACGAGGGUUCAGUAGAGAUGGUCUCGCUUCUUCUUGAAUUUGGUGCGGACGUUGAAUUAACCAAUAGCCAAGGUUGCACGGCAUUGUCUCUCGCUGCGGCACGAGGUCAUUGUGACGUUGUUAGAAGAUUAGCCGCAGCCGGAGCUUCACUUGGUCACGUCGACAUGGCAGGACAAUGUCCAUUAGUACACGCGUCGAGACACGGUAAAUUGUCCGUAGUUGGUUAUCUAUUGGCAUGUGACUGGCUCGUACCGAGUGGUUUGAAAACAACCGAAAACAAUGUAUCGUCAGAGAUAAGAAGGGAAGAGGCGGCUCAGCAAGCGGUUGUCGCAGCUGCUGCUCAAGGUCACGAGUCGAUCGUAGAAUAUUUGUUGGACAUGGCCGAGGUUAUAGUAGAUUUACCGGAUACCUUGAUAGGUGAAACAGCUUUGACAAUUGCCGCGGCUAAUGGCUCGACUACAACAGUCUCCGCACUUUUGGCUCGUGGUGCUAGCCCAUUGUCUGUUAAUGCUAAAGGUCUCUCGCCAUUGAUGUUGGCCGCGAGAGAAGGUCAUUGGGGUACAGCUGAAAGACUCUUACAAGGAACAUUAUCAAGUAGUACAGACACCAUUCUAGAUGACGCUUUAACUUUAUUGGAUCAACGCGAUCCUUCUGGUCGUACGGCAUUGAUGUUAGCCGCCUCCGAAGGACAUACAAAUCUUAUUGAAAUGUUUCUCGAUAAAGGAUCCAUACUCGAAGCCAAGGACAAGGAAGGUCUUACCGCUCUUUGUUGGGCAUGCGUUAGAGGAAGAUUAACCAGCGUACAAAAUCUUCUUGAUCAUAAUGCCGAUGUUAACACGAGCGACAACACUGGUAGAACACCUUUGGAUUUGGCUGCGUUUCAGGGUAAUCCAAAGCUCGUACAAUUGUUACUCGAGAAAGGAGCCGCCGUCGAGCAUGUUGACUUGCACGGCAUGCGACCAUUGGACAGAGCAAUCGGAUGCCGCAAUAUACCAGUUGUACAAUGUUUCUUAAGACGCGGUGCAAAACUUGGACCAGCUACUUGGGCAAUGGCCGCUGGAAAACCCGAUGUCUUGCUUAUAUUAUUGAACAAACUUUUGGAGGACGGAAAUGUACUUUAUCGAAAGAGCCGUUUGAAGGAAGCCUCGCAUAGAUACGCAUACGCUCUUAAAAAAUUUCCUAUAUCGCCUGAGGAAGAUUGUCAGGGACAGGAACAGGGUCACAUGAUACUGCAACUUCAGAGUUUUGCACAAUUGCGAUUGAACUUCUUCCUGAAUCUUAGCCGAUGCAAGCGCAAGAUGAACGAAGGUGCAGAAGCCAUUGAACUUGCCGAAGAAGCAUUGAAAGUACGGCCAACGUCCUACGAAGCAUUUUAUGCGCGUGCAAAGGCACGCGUUGACGUUGGUCUAUUAGAGGAGGCUAUGUCGGACGUACAGGAAGCAUUACAAAUAGCACCGGCACAAAAUCGUCAGGAUCGUCGGGUUUUAAUCGUUCUAAGGGAUGAAAUAGUAUCACGUAUAGACGAGGCCGCAAGUGCGAACAAAGAAUCGAACGAUUGUAAUAAUCGAUCGCGUCUACGUGCCUCCGUUGACACACUCACGGAAUUAUAAAUAUUAUCGAGAUAUCGAUACUAGUUUUAUAAAGGGAGAAAGAGAGAGAGAGAGAGAGAGAGAGAGAACAUUUCUUUUUAUUUUGUUUUUUUUUUUUUUUUUUUGUUUUUUUUUUUGCAACACCCAAUAACUUCCGAUCGUUUCGAAUUUAAGUCUUAACGACGAUGAUUUGUUUCUUGAAUUAUUAUUAUUAUUAUUAUUAUUAUUAUUAUUAUUAUUAUUGUUAGUAUCAUUAUUAUGAUUAUUAUGAUUAUUAGUAGGAAGAAAAAAAAAACAAGAAAAAGGAGAAAGAGCGUGAUUUAUUAAGUUAUUUAAUAUAAUUAUAUUAUUCUCCAUCAUUAUUUUCGAUCGCAAUCGGUCGUUGUAACGCAAAACAAAUUACAUGCCGCACUACUUGCUCUUUUUUAAUGUUUUUUUUUUUUUAUUAUUAUUAUUAUUAUUAUUAUUAUUAUUAUUAUUAUUAUUAUUAUUAUUAUUAUUAUUGUCGCAUAAACCGAUUCGGGAUAUCAUAUUUAUGUGUUAUAUUUAAAAUGACUUUAUCGUGAACGUAAGUACUGCCAAGUAAUAGGAGAGCAAGUUCCAAAUGCUCGAAACGUAUUUAGCUAUUAUUAUAUACUAAUUCCGUAUUACGGUAAUAUAAAUAACAUAAAUAAGUUUGUUUAAUUGGAAAAACGUAUUGGGUAUUUCUUUCUUUAUUUUUUUUUUUUUUUUUUUUAUAUAUAUAUAUAUAUAUAUAUAUAUAUAUAUAUAUAUAUAUAUGUGUGUGUAUAUAUAUAUGCAAAAAAAAAUGCGCAAAAUUGUCAAAACAAACGGAUUCUUUUUAUGUAAGAGAUUUAAUUACUGUGCAGAAACGUGAUCAUUAUACAAAGAAAAAAGAAGAAGAAAAAAAAAUAUAUAUAUAUAUAUAUAUAAAUCUGUAUUAUAUAUGUAUAUGACAAUUAAAAAUUGGCUUACGUAAGAGUAUCCGUUGUAGUAAUAAUAAUAAAAAAAGAAAAAAAAAAAAUUAUUUAAUAAUUUCUUUCAGUAUUUUCGUUGACAUAAAAGAAAAAAAAAAAAAAGAAGAAAAAGAAAAACAA
Messenger RNA from Vespa velutina, 6479 nucleotides. RefSeq names its product protein TANC2 (gene rols). NCBI's taxonomy places the organism in Eukaryota, Metazoa, Arthropoda, Insecta, Hymenoptera, Vespidae. The transcript is spliced from 17 exons. Gene Ontology annotation, molecular function: protein binding. Bases 538 to 5403 code for a protein of 1621 amino acids. The record is from RefSeq and is a predicted model, not a curated record.